Molecule: messenger RNA, 1362 nt
Organism: Aspergillus calidoustus
Lineage: Eukaryota; Fungi; Ascomycota; Eurotiomycetes; Eurotiales; Aspergillaceae
Source: the annotation of a GenBank genome assembly
AUGCCUGGAGUACCAUCAAGUCGUGGUUGUGACGCCUGUCGCAAGCAAAAGAAGAAGUGCGACCAACUCAAGCCCGCAUGCUCAAGAUGCAACCGUCUUCAGAUCCCUUGCGUUGGAUCUGGCCAACGGCGAUUCAAGUUCAAGGAAGGCUACUCGGGCAAACAGCAGGGCGCCAUCAUCCUAACCCCCGCUGUAGUGCGGUUCCCCAGUAAUGACACAAUAGACAUCACAAAGGACUUUAUAGAAGUUCUGCAAGUGACCGACAUUCGGUACGAUGUGACGUGGUACGGCCCAUUUCUCGAGACUAUUCCAAGCCGUAUUGGAUCAAGCGCUGCCCUAGACGCAGCAAUCGCUGCCGUAACCGGCGCGGUUAAAGCAUUGCGGACGCGACAGGGUAUGCCGGACGCCAUUGGGAAGUAUGUAAAAGGUUGGAAGGCUCUGAGGACAAGUCUUAGCGAUCCAGAGCAGACAAAGUCAAUACACACUGUAGUUGCCAUCUACCUGAUGAUGAUUUGCCAGAGUUGGGUUGGAAGUCCUGAUGACCAUUUCGCAAACCACGGUGAAAUCCUCGCUCAGAUCCUCGACGCAGCAGUCUCACAAGCUGGGCGAGGAGAAUUCGAAGACAAUAUGAUUGUAACCUUGAGCUCACCAGUGGUCCUGCAAAGUAUCGUCGACCCUAGCCUAAGCCUGGGUUCCUGGUUCUGGACGUUAGCCAAGUCGUACACGCCAAAGAGACCGUUUUUAGAGAACCAACAUGGUCGCCUUCCGAGUCUCCAGAUCUAUAUCAUGGCCCAGGUCACGCAAUGGAUCCGUGAUCCGGUAUUAAACCUCGUCAACAUAGCCACCGCGUACAACCAGCUUAUCCGUGAUUGCGCGACAAUGCGUUCGUUGCUCGAUCAGUUCGAGGCUCUCACCGCGGCAGCACCGACGCCACCAGGACGCCUACACACACGCCCGCAAGUCGCGUACUCCGUGCUCAUUUGUCUCGCUCUCAGUCUGAAUAUAAUCCUGCGCAUGUUCGACCCGAGCGAUACACUGGCGGAGGAGGCGGCGGACCUAUGCGCCGAAUCCAUCAGACUCUCACAGCUCGCUGAGCAGCACCGGCCAUUCGGAGUCAGCUUCAUGCCGGUCUCGCUUGCGAUGGCAUGGACUGCAUCGGACAACUUUGCUGUAAGGGCGCAGAUAAGGGACAUUCUGGUGGGGUACGAGGCCGACUUUCCAGCGAUGAACUGGGUUGAGACGUGUUACUGGUUGCAGAGCAAGUACGACGAUAUGCGGCGGAAACACGUGGACACACUGUUCACGGCGUCUUUUCCCGAUGACACGAUUCAGGUUCAGGAUGGAUUGAUUUCAGUGGGUUGA